AUGGCCAAAUCUGGCAUGCUAUGGCGCGACGCGGAGGUGUUUCUCAGAUUUACUUUAUGGCAAGAAGGCCUACUCCGCGACGCGGCCACACCACGGAGUGUUCUGUCCCAAAUUGCUUUUUCGCGAACAAAAAGAUUUUGGCUUCCUGUACUUUGGAAGAGUUGGUCACUGUUUUUUUUUGUGAUUCAGUGCCGUCUUCAUGAGCUGGCAAACAAAAGGAGAAUUUCAGUUACUGGAGCUUCAAAGCUGCUGGCAAACAUUUUAUAUUCUUACCGUGGAAUGGGUUUGUCUGUUGGAACUAUGAUUGCUGGUUGGGAUGAGAAGGGUCCAGGACUAUAUUAUGUCGAUAGUGAGGGAGGACGGCUUAAAGGAAACAGAUUCUCUGUUGGAUCUGGUUCUCCUUAUGCUUAUGGUGUUUUGGAUAAUGGGUACCGAUAUGAUCUGUCUGUGGAAGAAGCAGCUGAGUUGGCUAGACGAGCUAUUUAUCAUGCUACAUUCCGUGAUGGAGCUAGUGGAGGUGUUGCUAGUGUUUAUCAUGUCGGACCAAAUGGAUGGAAGAAGCUAUCAGGAGACGAUGUUGGAGAACUCCACUACCACUACUAUCCCGUUGAAGUGGCAGCCGUGGAGCAGGAAAUGGCUGAAGUGCCAGUGGCCUGAGGAAAAACAAAACCAUCAAAUAUGUUCUCAUCUUCGCUAGUUAAAGAGACAGUUUAGUUUUCUUCUCAGACUGUAUCGUGGUCUUGCAAUCUGUAAACCGUAAAAAAUUACCUACACCCAAUGUUUAAACCAAGCCAAUAGAUGCAAGGCUGUGUGUUUCGUUCACACAUUCAUCACUUAAUUAUGUUUUAGUUGUAUGUACACUUCAAUUUUUAACUGCUAAGCUUAAAUUAUCUAAGUUACAGGGUUUA
Solanum verrucosum is the source of this 908-nucleotide messenger RNA. Its product is annotated as proteasome subunit beta type-5-like. The record is from RefSeq and is a predicted model, not a curated record. The transcript has 5 exons. Gene Ontology annotation, cellular component: proteasome core complex. Lineage: Eukaryota; Viridiplantae; Streptophyta; Magnoliopsida; Solanales; Solanaceae. Bases 1 to 657 code for a protein of 218 amino acids. Gene Ontology annotation, molecular function: threonine-type endopeptidase activity.